Molecule: messenger RNA, 525 nt
Organism: Aspergillus wentii DTO 134E9
Lineage: Eukaryota; Fungi; Ascomycota; Eurotiomycetes; Eurotiales; Aspergillaceae
Exons: 2
Coding region: 1-525 (174 amino acids)
Source: RefSeq, a predicted model, not a curated record
AUGGGAUAUAAUCCGCGUCAGAAACCACCGCAUUUCCAGGAGCUCUCAGCUAUGGAGGGGAUGUGUAUCUGGGUUGUCUGUACUGAAGACGAAGAUAUCACCAGAGGGGAUUAUGCCGUUGUUCCUAUCCCCGGAAAGAGUGAUCAGCGUGUCCUGGUGGACAUGGGUAAGGUAAGGCCACGGGAAAGGCCAGGUUGUUCGAGAAUGUCGACGGAAUUCAAAGCACCCGUGGGACAGUCGAGCACACGGGAUUUGACGAUCGUUGCAACGGCGGUGCCUUUUACUGCGUCUCAUAUCAACAAAUUCGACAACCUUCAUCCCAACAUUCAGACGGCUCGCCGACGUUUUCGGGAGCUACGCUGCACUUCAACUGUCGAUGUUCCUAAUGCUGACUGGGAGCAUUCUCUGCGCGGCCGCUCAGAGAUGGGUCAUGUUGCUGCUUGGUCGAUCCUUAUAGGGCACUGGUUGCCAAUGGAGCUCGACUGUCAUAGCUGUACCAUCUGGGGCUCGCGCUACCGGGCGUAG